AUGGAUGAAAUCUUAGAGUCAUAUUUACAACCCUCUGCUGCACAUGUCAUGAAGCAGCCAGGGUUCCAUCAAGCCUGUGAAGUAGCCUUUGCUGAGUGUGGUGGUGCAGUAAAGGCCUACAUUGUUGAACAAGAAUUACGAGAUUUCAUCCAACCUGCUAUUUCCAGCUGGGAGGAGGAUGAGGUUCAUGAGCUUUUUGUUCUAUUUGAUAACAAUAAUGAUGGAAAAAUUGACAAGGGUGACUUUCUUUCUUGCCUUAGAAGAAAUCCUCUUCUCAUAGCUUUAUUUAAACCUCAACCGCAAUACAAGGAGUCUGUUGGUAAUGGAGUGCUAGAGAGUGUGAUGGGUUGAUUUUACAAAGCCAUAUUUCAGUUAAUCUGAUCCAACGCUAGUUUUGGUUCAGAGACCAUAUUGGCAUUUAGGGUCAGUGGGGUUCAUGUAAGGUUUGAACCAACUUGUGAAUCUUUCGUUAGUAACAAACAUCAUGAGUGUGUUUUCAAAGAUGGGGGAACAUGACUAAAGUAAUUAAUUG
Molecule: messenger RNA, 532 nt
Organism: Gastrolobium bilobum
Lineage: Eukaryota; Viridiplantae; Streptophyta; Magnoliopsida; Fabales; Fabaceae
Product: lysophospholipid acyltransferase LPEAT2-like
Exons: 3
Coding region: 1-351 (116 amino acids)
Molecular function (GO): calcium ion binding
Source: RefSeq, a predicted model, not a curated record